AUGGCGGACCUGGAUGCGAUGGUAGAGACGCUGUACGCCGGCAAGCUGAUCACGGAGCAGCAGGUGGCGCAGCUGUGUGACCGCUGCAAGGACCUCUUCCUCGAGGAGGGAAACAUUGAGGUUGUGUACGCCCCCGUCACGCUCUGCGGCGACAUUCACGGCCAGUUUUUUGACAUGCUGGAGCUCUUUCGUCACGGCGGUCGCGUGCCCGAGACUAGCUACGUCUUCAUGGGGGACUUCGUCGACCGCGGGUACCACAGCGUUGAGACGCUGCUGCUGCUGCUUCUGCUGAAGGUCCGCUACCCGGACCGCAUGACACUCCUGCGCGGCAAUCAUGAGUCCCGGCAGAUCACGCAGGUCUACGGCUUCUAUGAUGAAUGCUACAGAAAGUACGGCAGCGCCAAUGUGUGGCGCUUCUGCACCGACCUUUUUGACUACAUGCCUUUAAUGGCGUUAGUAGAGGACGACGUGCUGUGCGUGCACGGCGGUCUGAGCCCGGACAUUAACACCCUCGAUGAGAUUCGCGUCUUGGAUCGCAAGCAGGAGGUUCCGCACGAGGGUCCCAUGACGGACCUGCUCUGGUCCGACCCUGACGACAUCAGCGGUUGGGCCAUGAGUCCCCGCGGCGCCGGAUUUAUCUUUGGCGCCGACGUCACAAAGGCAUUUAACCAAAGAAACGGCAUUAGCCUCAUUGCGCGCGCCCAUCAACUCGUUUUUGAGGGCUACAAGUCGAUGUUCGAUGACAACUGCUGCACCGUGUGGUCCGCCCCAAACUACUGCUACCGCUGCGGCAACGUGGCGUCCAUCAUGAAAAUAGGCGAGAAGUCGCGAACGGACCGCAGCUUCAUAACAUUCGGGGCGGCCCCCGCCGAGGAGCGCGGUCACUUAACCAAAAAGCCCCCGCCCGAGUACUUCCUCUGA
This is a messenger RNA of Trypanosoma conorhini, 921 nucleotides long. Its product is annotated as protein phosphatase 4 catalytic subunit. Gene Ontology annotation, cellular component: nucleus; cytoplasm. Lineage: Eukaryota; Euglenozoa; Kinetoplastea; Trypanosomatida; Trypanosomatidae. Gene Ontology annotation, biological process: peptidyl-serine dephosphorylation; double-strand break repair via homologous recombination. Gene Ontology annotation, molecular function: protein serine/threonine phosphatase activity. The record is from RefSeq and is a predicted model, not a curated record. The transcript has a single exon. The coding region runs from base 1 to 921 and encodes 306 amino acids.